This is a messenger RNA of Asparagus officinalis (garden asparagus), 2228 nucleotides long. RefSeq lists its product as uncharacterized. Gene Ontology annotation, biological process: protein ubiquitination. Lineage: Eukaryota; Viridiplantae; Streptophyta; Magnoliopsida; Asparagales; Asparagaceae. The transcript is spliced from 12 exons. The coding region runs from base 308 to 1741 and encodes 477 amino acids. Gene Ontology annotation, cellular component: membrane; Cul4A-RING E3 ubiquitin ligase complex. The record is from RefSeq and is a predicted model, not a curated record.
ACUCAUCAGGAGGCAACCUCGCACCUUCACAGUAAUUAAGCUACAUGAUAAACAAGUCCUCUGUACCACAACACGAGGAAAAAAUAACUACCAAAAACAUGAAACACCUUUUCUUUCUCAAACUCCUUGAAUUAAAACACCUCAAUGAGUUACGACUUCCAAAUUUAAAAAUAAAAAUAAAAAAUAAACCCACUACUUCAAACCUCCCCCUGACCCUCUCAGAACCAAAUGGAGGCCAUUACCUCAACACCUUCCCACUGAAAGAAAGAAGAAAAGCUCUGAUCUCACCUGAAGCUUGCGAUCGGCGAUGGCAACUGACAGAAAACAGCACAAGAGGAAUUGGUGCCUUUUAGCUUUGGUUGUUCUUCUAUGGAGUCCGCUGACAUCUUCAGCUCUUGAAACGUUUAGUAGCAUCACUGCCCGUGAGGAGAUCGCUGACGAAAACUUGCGAAACAUCCUUACGUCUCGCCUUCGUUCCUUCUUCGAUCCUGGAGAGUCUGCCAGCACUCGAGUUUGGCCAGAUAUGGAGUUUGGAUGGAGAGUUGUGCUUGGUUCUGUCAUCGGAUUCCUUGGUGCUGCUUUGGGAAGCAUUGGAGGGGUCGGUGGUGGUGGAAUCUUUGUUCCUAUGCUCACUUUGAUCAUCGGCUUUGAUCCUAAGACCUCAACAGCCAUCUCCAAAUGUAUGAUAAUGGGCGCUGCAGGAUCAACAGUUUACUACAAUUUGAGGCUGAGACAUCCAUCGCUCGACCUGCCAAUUAUUGAUUAUGAUCUUGCACUGUUAUUUCAACCUAUGCUUAUGUUAGGGAUCAGCAUCGGAGUUGCCUUCAAUGUUAUUUUUCCGGCUUGGAUGGUCACGGUCUUGCUCAUUAUCCUCUUCCUAGGUACAUCAACCAAAGCCCUCUUCAAAGGUAUAGAAACGUGGAAGAAAGAGUCCAUAAUGAAAAAGGAAGCUGCUAGGCUGAUGGCAUCGUCAGCUAUGAACGAGAGCCCAGAGCUAGAAUAUAAGCCAAUUCCGAGUGGUUCAACUGCCAAUAUGCAACUCAAGGCUUCAUCAGAUGAAGAGGUACCAGUCAAGGACAAUAUCUAUUGGAAAGAGCUGACAGUGCUCUUAUCCGUGUGGAUAGCUUUUCUUGCUGUUCAAGUAGUUAAGACUUACGCCACAAAUUGCUCCAUUGAGUAUUGGGUUCUAAAUGCCCUGCAGGUGCCUAUUGCGCUUGGUGUGACCAUUUAUGAAGCUUAUUGCCUUUGCAAAGGGAAAAGAGCUAUUGCAUCUAGAGGAAACCAAGAAGUGAACUGGAAAGUACACCAGCUUACUCUUUACUGUUGCUUUGGAGUAUUAGCUGGUAUCGUUGGAGGCUUGCUAGGCCUUGGAGGAGGUUUUAUCUUGGGUCCAUUGUUCCUUGAAAUGGGUGUUCCUCCUCAGGUUGCAAGCGCAACAUCAACAUUUGCAAUGACAUUCUCAUCAUCCAUGUCAGUGAUACAGUAUUACCUUUUAGACCGCUUCCCUGUUCCAUAUGCUAGUUACUUUGUAUUUCUAGCUACAGUUGCUGCCUUCACUGGCCAGCACAUUGUGAGGAGGUUGAUAGUUUUACUAGGCCGAGCAUCACUGAUCAUCUUCAUUCUGGCCUUGACCAUCUUCGUCAGUGCAAUCAGUUUAGGUGGCGUUGGUAUCGCAAACAUGGUAGAGAAGCUGGAGAGGAAGGAAUAUAUGGGAUUCGAGAAUCUCUGCUACCACUCUUAGUACACGCCAUCACUAAUAGAUAAUUGGACUUAUGUGAUAAUCAGUGGAAAAUAGUGAAGUUUUUUGUAAGUUACGGAGCUUCAGUUUUGUAGAAAUGGCAGCUGAGUGUUGAAACUUCUCAUCUUUUGUCAAAGAGGAUGGUAGAAGGUAUUUAUGUACAGAGCUAUACUCUAUUUACUAUCGCAUGGUAAGUGCAAUCGUGUCUUAUGAAACUAUGAGUGACUAGGAUGUGGGAAGGAUACAGGAAGAAUAACAACACUUUAUAUAUUCCAGAAUUAUUGGUUAAAAAAACAUCUGCUUUUUGUUUCCCCACGUAAUCUCUUUGAUGAUGUAAGAUAACUGCAUCCCUCUGCAUAGGAGUCUGCUAUAUUUCUUUACUAAACACAGUGAUUCAUCUCUUCUACAAGUACCUUUUAUAUGUCAGUCAGAAAUAUAUCCAUCCAGAUGAAGGUUAUCCCUGACUUUUAGCUAAGUUUCCAAUGUUAAC